Messenger RNA from Cladocopium goreaui, 1651 nucleotides. Lineage: Eukaryota; Dinophyceae; Suessiales; Symbiodiniaceae. The record is from the annotation of a GenBank genome assembly.
UGAAGAGACCCCCACAGGAUGAUGUGCCGUUUGCUUGCUCUCUAUGCUCUUUUGCCAAGCCUGGCAGUCGCAGAGGUCUUUGCCAACGACACGUGCUGCCCAGGGCUUGUGUUCCAGGACCGUUGCAACAGCUGCGUGUGUGGCGCCAGCGGCCGGAAGGCUGGGGCAGCCUGCACCAACAGAAUUUGUCCCAAAUCUGAGACGGAAGGGAAUCUGCGAGACAGAGCUCAGUCGCUGGGACCGCUGGAAGGCAGAUGUCAGCCUUUCGUGGCAUUUCCUAAGGGUGAUGGCCUGAACACCUGCACAUGUCCUGCAGAUGGCGAUCUGACGAAAGCCCAAUGCACCAGUUUGAAGUGUCCCAAGGUGGAGCUUGCCGUGCACACGGAGCACGUGUCGAACGGCACCUGCUGCCCGGGCUACUCCUUUAAGUCCACGGAUGGUUGCAACACCUGCCGUUGUAGUGCCUCCGGGCUGAAGAAUGAAUCUGCUUGCACCUUGAUGGCCUGUCCGCCCUCCAUGCUGCCCAGUGAGCGGUGUCUGCCCAUGUCCAACUUUCGGGCGGCAGAUGGUUUCAACAUGUGCACUUGUCCUUGGAGCGGCAUCAAGGCCGAAGCCAAUUGUACUUCCUAUGUUUGUCCCGGGAAAGAGGAGCCAGCAGAGGACGGCACCUGCUGCCCUGGGCUGUUGUUCACCGCAGCCGAUGGUUGCAACACCUGCCGCUGUGCUGCCAGCGGGCAACGCCACGAUUCGCGUUGCACACGGCUGAACUGUCCCCCCGUGCAGCUGCCAAGGGCCUGGUGUGUUCCUCACAGCAUUUUCCCCGCGGGUGAUGGAUUGAACAGUUGCGUCUGUCCAGCCAACGGGCGCAAGGAGGAGGCCAAUUGCACGUCCUUGACUUGUCCUGAGGCACCAACUCUUCCAACGCCUGCCCCGUCCACCGAGCAAGGUCUUUGCUGCCCCAACCGCAGCUUCAUCGCUGCAGACGGCUGCAAUACCUGCAUGUGCUCUGACAAGGGAUGGAAGAAUGCAUCUGCCUGCACUCGCAUGGCGUGCCCUCCAUGGAUGGCGCUGACCCAGAACUGCACGCCAUUCAGCGCCUACCCUGCAGGCGACGGGCUCAACUUUUGCGUGUGCCCUGCGGAUGGCCAGAAAAGCCCAGAGCAUUGCACCCAGUUGGAAUGCCCGCAGCCACCUGUGCGCCCGGGUCGCCCGGGGCGCCCGGGUCGCCCGGGACGACCGAUAGGCACUUGUUGCCCUGGCGUCAGCUACACAGCGCCGGAUGGCUGUAAUACCUGCAUUUGCCCAGCUUCAGGGCUGAUGUCGGAUCCGACUGCGUGCACCUUGAGAGCUUGCCCGCCGGAGGAUCCAGCGGCACGAGGCCGCUGCCAGCCCUUUGCAGCCUUUCCAAAAGGAGAUGGCACGAACACCUGUACCUGUCCAGCCAGUGGUCUUCGACGGGAUGCGCAGUGUACAGAUUUAGCGUGUCCCGUUCCACCGGAGGACGCCAACAAAGUGCUUCUACCUUGAGCUGAAGGAGUUUGUUCAACUUUGUUCGAGCUUCAUCUUUUGAGGGCUGAAGAUGCCCCUUUUGCGCCGGUUCGGCGGCUGCAAGUUCAAACGCCAGGGGUCUACACGAACCAGUGAAGGAUGG